GAAUUAGCUCUUUAUGGAUAAAUUGAAAUUGUUAUUUAGUCAGCUUACGUCUCUACUCCCAUCACCUAAUUUUUCUGAUCUGGAUCCCUGUAUUCGACUUCGUGGCGGAAUUGAAGCAUAUGUACAGAAGUCUGAUGACGAAAGUUUGUUCUCUGAUCUAAAUGGCGCAGAAGUUCAUGAGGCGUUUUAUUUGUGCUGUCUCAAUUUUCUGUACUCUUGCAAUGAAUUAUUUGAAAGCAAUACAACCAAUAAUAGCGCUGACAUUCCUGUUUUCAGUGUGUUUCAAGAAAAACAGUUGUCCACUUGUCUUCAGUUUGUUGUCGCGUUUGGCAUUUAUCCGCUCUUAGAACCCGGAGUUUCUUUGCCCUUAAGUAUGCGGAUAGAUAAUAUUGAGAAUUUCAUCUGUCCUCGGAAGGAAAGGGAUGGAGAAAGAAUUGAAAAACUGAUGAAGAUUAUCAAGUGUCUAAUUUGCUUGAGAGAGUCUAAAUCUUUCCAGUUACAACGAUUAGUCGGCACCACUUCAUUUUUGGGUGAUUUAAUUGCAAGCUUGUUUCAGUCUGCUUUUGGGAUGGAUUCAUAUUUGCGCAGUAACAAUUUCACUUCUGAGAGGGUUUCUUCGCUCAUGAUAUACAUCCGUGAAUCUCGAAGAAUCCUUUGGAAACUGCUACUUGAGCUACCACGUCAUAUAGCAAUGAAAGAACUGAUGAUUCUUCAAGGUGGUACAUGUACUCGUGUUAAGGGAGCUGUUCAGUUACCAAAAGCACCAGUCUGGUUGCGCAAAUCCUGCGGUCGUUUACUAUCCCGUUUGUUGGUCCAUCCAGUUAUAAAUAAUCUGAAUGUUGAAAAAUCUGAAAAUGCCCAAAAUUUAGGUGUUAAAAGCUUCCUACUAGCUUCUCUGUCUCUUUGUCCUGGGAUAUUACCUUCUGAUGGUCCAAUCACUUCAAUUGAUCCACGUAUUCAACCAAAAAUGAUUUCAACAUUGGCGAAUAUUUUAACGACAGUUCCCGAAUUCGCUAAAAAUUCCUCGGAUGAUUUUGCUAUUGAAUCGGGUCGUGAAAAGUAUUUUUCAUUGAUUUCUGCUCAGCUGUUGGAAAUAAUUAAUACAAAGGAUAAUAUUUUGUCAAAUAAUGAGACGAAUUCAUCAGCUAUUGCUCGUUUCUUUUAUAAUGUUUCCAUAAGAGCAGUACAUGAUUUAUGUCAGAAAUCUUCUAAAAUUGAUGAUAAUGAUGCUAACAUUGGUAAAAGAUUAUUACUUUGGCCAUUGAUUGGAUUAUUGAGAGAAUUUUGUCAAAUAUCUUUUGCUGUCUCAGAAAAGGAUUCCAUAAACACUGAUUCGUUGGCAUUAGAUUUUACCACAAAACGUCAACUUGCUUCACAUCAUGAUCUAACUCGUCUAUUAGAAAUUAUAAAAGAUCUAUUGGAUUGUCCUGAGCCAUCUCGAAUUGUUAUAGAAGAGUUAUGUAAAUUGUCUAGACCAUUAUUUCUAUUGUUUACACAAACAAUGGAAGAUGAAGAUGGCAUUGCUGAUCCGGAAAGCUUCACUUCCUUCAAAGAAUGCUUAAUCUGGAUUCUUACUCGUCUAAUAUCUUCUGAUUUAAAUUCCCGUCUUAGUCGUUUAUCACUAAUACGUAGUUGGUUUAAUCUACCCACUCCAUCCUUGAGAUUUAUGCCAUUAGAACUCCAGCAUGAAGCGUCAGUGAUGAGUAAUACAUCUGAUUGGCUUACAGCUUAUUUAUGUCAAGAAAAUCUAAUAUUUAGAUUGUUACCUAAAGUUCAACCUGUCGAAUCUUCAUCAACAUCUCUAAAUGAAAAUACUAUGAGUAACCAUAAUUCAGUUCAUGUACCAUAUACUUGUGUCAUAAUAAAUGAGAAAAUACAUACUGUUAACGGAAUACAGAAUUUAUCUUCCAGUAUCAAAAGUCUUGUCACAUUACUAUUUCGUAUGAGUCCAUCUUCAUUUCAAAAUAAUCCUUCUAAAGAAGAAGUUGGACGUCAUUUGCAUAUUCUGAUAGAUGAAAAACAAAGUGAAGAAAACCGAAUUAACGAGAUCACUAUCCAUGCGGAUCUCUUUCUUAGUUUAUUGACAGAUAUGCAUUCCACUUUCCAAGAUAUUUCUAAAUCAAUGAAUAAAUUUACUAUACUAGAGGAUGAAAAAGAUGUCAUUGAACUUGGGACUGUUUCUUCUUUAAUUUCAUCUGCUAUGAUUGAAAGUUUAGAUGAUUUAAUUUGGCCUCAAGAUGUGAAUCAAGCUUGUAAUCUGUUUGAGGCAUUGUUCCAUCAUUUCAGUUGUUUACUUCAACAUACUGAAAAUCAUGAUCAUGUGGAGUUUUUAUAUCAAAUGUUAAAUCAGUUGUUAGGAAUAUUAGCCUUUUACACCAAUAAACUUGGGUCCCCUGGAGAUAGUGAAAAAAUAAAUGCUCGAAAUGAAUUCAAUUCUUUAUUGCCAAUUUUAAGUAACUUGGAACAUGUUAUCGAUUCUAUGUCACACUCAAUGAGUGAUCCAACUUUAAAUCUUUUACGAUGUAUUAAAGUUACAUUAGCCACACGUGGAGCUAUUCCUUGUCAUGAUUCUUCUUUGAAUAAUUUGUAUUCGACCGGGUGUAAUUCUGACGAAGUAGAAACUGAAACCCAUCCGUCAAAAUAUCCCCGGAAGAUUGUCGAAGAACUUACUGCCUCAUGCCCCCAAGAUGUGCAGCAAUCUGCUUGCAGUCAGCUAAAUGAUCCAACUUUGAAAACGAUUUUCGAAGAGUUACAUGAUCCUUUAAUUCCUGUGCAAGGUCAUGCAUUAAUUAUGCUUGGUCGAUUAUUGGAAUCCAAGGAUCCAUGUAUUUUAGGCAAUGAACAACUGAUAUUCAAAGUUUUAGCUAAGCAUUUAGCACAUACAGAUAGUUAUAUCUAUUUGAAUGCGAUUCGGUGUCUAUCAGCUAUGGGAUGCAUGUUAACGGAUGAAGUUUUAAAUUUACUGUUAAAUCAAUUCUCCAAGAGCAUUCAAACUACUAAAGAACCAGCCAAUUCCAUUGGUACCACUGUCAUUAAUACUACUGGCGAUUAUGAUAUUGAAUAUAACUUGAAAUUAGCCGAAUCCAUAAUGCGUGUGUUAUCAAAUCUAGGUGAAAUAGCGCCAAAGUAUCGAACAGAGGUAUUUAACUCAUUUGUCCUGGGAUGCAAAGCACCUGAAGAGUUAAUACGAGCAGCUUGUCUUUCAAAUAUUGCAGAACUUGUCCGGUUGUUGAAGUAUGCUAUCCAACCGAUCGUUUAUGAGGUUUUCUCGUUAAUUGAAUUUCAUCUAUCGCGAGAUGUAUCAAAUUUGGUUCGUAAAGCUUCGGCAUAUUUAGCACGUUCCUUAUUCCUAUCAGAAACAAGUAUUAGCGGUUUACCUUCAUGGAUUCCAGCUGAUUUGCUUCGUGAUCUUAAUAGGUUAUUGUCAACGCGCCGAAUUAUUGAAAAGGACCCAUCUGUACAAGAACAAAUUGAAUCAGCUCUGGCUCAGUUGGAUCUGUGUACACGAGAAGCUGUGUUUUUGAAGCCUGAUAGUCCAUCAAAUCUUAUAAAAAAAAUACAUAUUUUAAACCAGUAAAGUUUUCCACCAUCAAA
Molecule: messenger RNA, 3594 nt
Organism: Schistosoma turkestanicum
Lineage: Eukaryota; Metazoa; Platyhelminthes; Trematoda; Strigeidida; Schistosomatidae
Source: the annotation of a GenBank genome assembly